This is a messenger RNA of Aspergillus thermomutatus, 1293 nucleotides long. Its product is annotated as putative DNA repair protein. The annotation marks the transcript as partial. The record is from RefSeq and is a predicted model, not a curated record. NCBI's taxonomy places the organism in Eukaryota, Fungi, Ascomycota, Eurotiomycetes, Eurotiales, Aspergillaceae. The transcript has 6 exons. Gene Ontology annotation, molecular function: 5'-3' DNA exonuclease activity; damaged DNA binding. Gene Ontology annotation, biological process: protection from non-homologous end joining at telomere; double-strand break repair via nonhomologous end joining; interstrand cross-link repair.
AUGUCGACCUUCGACGGGAUAGUUCAAGAGUUCCCUUACAUACAAAUCGACUACUUUCGAAAGAAUCCGGAACGGCCGCCUCCACUCGCAUGUUUUCUUAGCCAUGUGCACAGUGAUCAUCUCCAAGGCCUCGAGUCCUUCCGGGCUCCGUUUAUCUACUGCUCUGCCGCAACUCGGGAGAUGCUUUUGCGCAUUGAAAAGUAUCCCCAUCGGAUGAACUUCAGCAAGGGGAUUUUGGAGUCCCGCAGACUGCACUACAAGCAUUUGACCAAGCUUCUGCGGCCAAUUCCCUUGGACACGCCAACUGAAAUUGAGUUGACACCAUUGCUGUCAAUCAGGGUCACCCUUCUCGACGCGAACCACUGUGCUGGUGCAGUAAUGUUCCUAAUCGAAGGUGACGGCAAGGCGGUGCUCUACACCGGUGAUAUUCGCGCUGAGCGUUGGUGGGUCAGCAGCCUUGUCCGGCAUCCGGUCCUCAUUCCGUAUACCCUGGGAAGCAAGAAGUUGGACAAGAUAUAUCUCGAUACCACGUUUGCUCGCGUAAACCAUGUGUGUCGGAGCUUUCCGUCGAAAGCCGAAGGGCUGAGAGAGCUUCUGCAGAAGGUCCAAGCGUACCCAGAGGAGACCAUCUUCUACUUUCGAGCAUGGACGUUUGGCUACGAAGAUGUCUGGAUAGCGCUUUCCGCUCUUCUGAACACCAAGGUCCAUGUUGAUCGAUACCAGAUCGGCCUGUAUAGGUCACUUGUUUCGAACUCGCGAAGAGCUAUCAGCGAGGCACCUGCUCUUUGCGGUUUCGAGCUUGGAAACCGGUUUGUGCCCGGUUGCCUGAGCGAAGACGAGAGCUCUCGCGUCCAUAGCUGCGAGCCUGGAGUACACUGCUCUGCAGUUCGCUCGAAGCGGACCGUCUACAUCAUGCCAAUUGUCGGACGAAUGAAGGACGGCACAAGAGUGCCUGAGCUGGGAGCAGGAGGUGGAGGUGGCGAUCUUUAUCAGACCCACGAGCUUGAACUUCCAGAUCAGUCGGCACUGGAACAGCUGGAGAGUCUGUGUCUGGAGCAGAUCCGCGACCCUGAAACGCUCUCACAGACGAGAGAGGCCUUGACCCAAGCCUUCAAGUCAAAGAACAAAGCGCUUUCCCUGGACAGUUAUGGCAUGAAGGAUGUUUCCGACAUACCUCUGCAGGAGCUCGUGCAAAUCCUUGGUCGUGGCCGAUCCGACAAAGAAUUGUGGUCGAACGAUGUGAAAGUAUCGGCACUACGAGACGCGUCAGGGAAUCGUCUUCCAAAAAUUAUA